This is a messenger RNA of Thrips palmi, 5126 nucleotides long. RefSeq lists its product as uncharacterized. The transcript is spliced from 4 exons. Gene Ontology annotation, cellular component: cytoplasm. The record is from RefSeq and is a predicted model, not a curated record. Gene Ontology annotation, biological process: cell surface receptor protein tyrosine kinase signaling pathway. The coding region runs from base 390 to 1784 and encodes 464 amino acids. NCBI's taxonomy places the organism in Eukaryota, Metazoa, Arthropoda, Insecta, Thysanoptera, Thripidae.
CAGGCAGCAUCCAACAACCGAUCUUCACGAAGUGGUCUGCUGGAAAUUUAUGGUUGACAGAAAUCAAAUAUGCACCUGCUCCCAUUGACGUCUGUCGGGAGAAUUCGGCGCUCUCUCCUCUACCCGCGGUGUUCACUUUCAAUGCAGCCAAGAAGAUUCUUAAUGUCGUGCUAGUGAGAACUUGGAGGCGGGUGCGGCUGCAGUGAAAAGACAAGGGAGGACAUGUUUUUGUGGACCGACUGAAGUGUCAAGCAGACAAAUUGGAGUGAUGCGUCAUCGGUCGCAGUGUGGAGAAUGAGCCGAAGCAGCGAUUGCUUUCACUCCCCUUGCUUCUGUCCUGUCGCCUUGCCCUGUCAUUUCUUAUUUCAGAACUAAUGUGAGCUUCCGUUAUGGGUUGUGUGUCCAGUAAAAGAAAUAUUAACAGUUUACAUCCAAAUAUAUAUGAGGUUGUUAAUGUUGACGAUGAUGGGAAUAAGAUAAGUGAUGGUCUGUUAGAAGUGACCGACACUGAAUUAAUCCAUCGUCAAAAAAAUAAGCCUGCAAUUGUGUGGCCACUAAAAAGUUUGCGUCGGUAUGGAGCAGACUCACAACUUUUCAGCUUUGAAUCAGGUCGAAGAGCGCCCACAGGGGAAGGCAUUUAUGCAUUUCGUUGUCAGAGAGCAGAAGAACUAUUCAACCACCUUCAAGCACAUUUUACUGCAGAGGAAAAUGCCACCUCCAAUGUCUUGGCACGCACACCUGAUUCAACUGAACCAAGUGGGUACCUGGAACCAACACAUCCAAGGAAUGUGGUGAUUCGCCAGAGGCAGUGGAAUUCGAAUGGCCGCAUGGAUAGCAUCAAUAGCUGUGGCCCAGUGAGUCCUCCACCUGUCUCCCCAUCCCCAACAAGCUCUGUUCCGGUGCCUAGCACACCAGCCACUCCCGGAAGUGAGAUUGUACCCUCGCCUGGAGAUGCUAUCUCUCUUGUCCCUGAAGAGCCUGAAGAGCCUGAUAGAACUUUGUGUGAUGACAGCAACAAUAAUCAACAUCAUCCCUACCUCAACUAUGAAAUAAUUGAAGUUGUGCAGCUAAACAAAUAUGAAGCCGCUUCUGAGCCUGCACCUCCUUCCUAUCCUGUAGCACCUUCCUAUAUGAAUGUAGAAAUUGCCAAUAGUGGUGACGUUUCUUCCUCCUUCGGCAGUGAAGCUUUGCCUAACUCUGCAUGUAAUGGAGAUGGUUAUGACAGCACCGGAGAAGUACUCAGAGAUCAUUUGUACAUGAACGUAGUUCCUGGUUAUGAAAAUGUAGCGUCGGUACCUGCAGAAAAUCGUGUCCCACCGGAAGGUGUUUCCAUCAUCGCCAAGCCUGUCUCUGGUGUUGCGCUGCCAUACCUUCCAUCCUCCCAAAGCUUGACUUGUGGGCCUCUCUUGCGUGGAAAGGCCAUAGCAAAGCUGCUUAUUGGGCAAGACAGUGAGGACGAUGGCUACCCCUCUUAUAGUAACUUAAGCCCUUCGGAGAGAGAAGGCCUUGGUCUAUACCCUUUUAAAAAUACAGCCACUGUCAAUUAUGCUGUGCUGGACUUGAAUCAGCCACCUUCUUCUCCUGCAAUUAGUCUGACCCCUACCGGGACACAUCCUGACUCUCCCCAUGGAAUCUCUUCAAGAGGGUAUGCCACAAUAGAUUUUAAUAAAACGGAGGCUCUGUCACAUUCUGUGAAUCCAAACCUAAUGGAUGUUGACCAUGAAGGGUGCCGCAAGACAAGGCAUAAUUCGACAAUUAGUGACCUUCCAACACCUAUUGACUAAUACAAACCUUGACAAUUUUGAGUAAUGUUUUCUAUUUUGAAAUUAGUUAUAAAUAAGUCCAAAUCAGUAUUGUUAGUAAUGUUUUAGAAGGACUCAUCUUAAAUGAGCUGUAAGGCUAAGGCAAACCAAAUAAGACCUGGUUUUCCUUUUGGUAAUAGUACAAAGGAUAUCUGAAAUAUAAGAAAAGCCACCAGGUCACCAUCAUAGUUCAUGGUUAUUUACAGCUAUUUGUGCAUGAGUACUGAGCGUGAAAAUGAAAGUCAAAUGGAUUGGACUGGUCUGUGCCUCUUACUUCUCUAUUCAUCUCCUCUAACAUAUAAGGAGACUACUCACUAUGAAUCUCUCCAUUGUAUUUAUCUUAUGUUUUAUUCUCCUGGAGACAACAUCUGUUCAGAAUAUCUUAGUCGUUGUUACAAUUCUUAUAGAGUAGGUUUUCAGUAUUAUUUGUGUGAAUGUUAUUUGCAUGGUGCUCAAAAUUUUUUUAGAAUACCUGUAUUUGAUUGGUCUUUUAAAAUAAGCACAUUUUUAUACGAAAAGAAUUUAAACAAAUUUCAUUUUGCUUUUUUGUUUUUUUUUUUCUGAAGAAAAUUUAAUGCUAAGCUGUUGUAAAUAUUCAGUAAUAGCAAAUGCUCAUAUGUUGGUUCAUUUUUCUUCUAAUACUGUAUGCUCAAAUGUCUAUUACCGAACCGUUUUGAGGACUUCCAUUUUGAGUGUUUGUAUUUUGCAUUAUUUUGUUACAUUUGUUCCCUUGCAUCAUAAUGUAACGUCUAUAAUCCGCCAACUCUCGUACUGGACAUCAAAUCACUGUUUUUGCUGUGAGUUUGAUUGAAGCUCUGUUAUUGACUUGUCUCAAGGAGGACUAAUUUUUGUUGAUUUAGCUUGAAUUCAAGUAAAUUGUUACUUUGAAUGGUUUGCCUGACUGACUGACAUUGUUGUAUGUAUAGAAGCCUGAUGCUUUGGAAAGGUACAUUUGUCUACAAGGUCCUUUUAAUGUUACCUCUCUCAAGUUUUUGUUGUAUUGUUGAUAUCCCCCUCCAAUAUUUUAUAUUUUGCAUUCUUUUGUAAGUACCUGUACUGCAGAGGAAACUUCCUAAUAUUAAACGAAUCUUAAUUGUUCUGCAUGCUCCUCAUUCUCUUAUGUUUUUUUUUCUUCAUUUUUUUAUUUUCUUUGUCUUAUUAUGCUGUGCAUCACUUAAAACUUGCCCAGUCCAUUGUUUGAUUUUUCUGCUGUUUUACAUUUGUAAAAUUGAUUUAAAGGUUACUUUGAGCAUAGUAUAAGUUGUUGUAACAGUUGAAGAGAGUCAUUAAUGGGACCAAUUAAUGAAAAACAGUGUUUUCUGAUCUAUGUUUGCCAGUAAACAUUCCAUUUUCUUGGCUUGAUAUCUCUGAAAUGUUACCUUGUUCUGGCAUUCAAAUUAAACCUCUAAAAAAUUGUGAUGAGGCAUGAAUUUGCCAUUGUCAGCUAAUUUGAUUCAUUUUCACCACAGAUGAAAUAUAUGAAGAAAGGGUCUUGCUCACUUUUCUAUUUAUGUUUUUAUGUUAAAGGCACUCCAUACAUUCAGAGUGCCAAAUGGUUUAUGGAACAUUAUGUAUCAAACAUGAAAUGCCUUAGUGAACAUUUCUGUUUAUAUGUAUUUCUUUUAAUGACACAUUAUAAAAUUGAAAGACCAUAUUUGAACUAUUGGUAUUAUUGCGUUUUGUCAAAAUAUUUUUAAGAGUUUGACAAUACUUGCUUGUAGAUGUAAUUUGAUUGUUGCUUACAAUGAGAGAGAUUUAUCCAUUGAUUUUAUAUUGUUUAAGACGCACUGGCAUGUAUACCAUUAUGAUGAAUUUCAAUGUGACUCAUUAAUUCAUGUCUGUGUCUCAUUGCAGCUUGUUAGUUUAUUUACAAACAUGUGUGAUAUUUGUGCAUAUUUUAAGUUUCUUAUCAGACAUUGAGAUAGGUGCAGAUGGAAUGCUCUCUGAGGACUCUGCUUGGGAGUUUGCUUUAAACUUGUAUAUUAUUUUCAGGUUGCACGUCUGUGGAAUAUUUUCAAAUUUGUUGUUUUUAUUCCUCCUUGAGUUUUGUUUAUUGAUCUCAAGGAUUUAUGUUUUAUUUUACGCAUUUAGUGACUGUGAGUAAAUGCAAUGCAGCUUGAAGCAUAGACACAAGUCUUGAGACACUAAAGUAGAGUUUUUGAUACCAAUAAAUGCAGAUUAUCAGAAUCUCCAGCAAUAUAGAUUUGCUCAUUAAUUCGAUAGACCGGCCGCAUUUCUUUCACUCAGUUCAUAUGGUACUGACAAAAGAACUUCCUUAAACUAAAAUUUUAGGAAACUGUAGCAAAUUUUAGAUGAAGAAGGCAGUUUUUUAUUCUUUACCUGCAACCUUGGGGCCUCUACCCAUAUUUUUUCUAAGUGCAUUAUUGGAACAAGGCUCUCUCUAUUUUUGUCAUAUCAUAGGAUGCAGUCUGCAUGUUCGUAGCUAUUCUAAUGAUGUAAAAAGAGUGUACAUUUCAGUGCAAGGCAUAAUUGUCACAUUUACUAAGCAAGUCUGUGUAAUUUUUCACCUAUCUCAUGAUAGUCAAUGUCUUAGAAUGUCAAUGUGAAAGACAAUUUUUAAUGUUAUAAACAGAUGAACACCCACCGUUCAAAGUAGAGAAACUAGCUUGUAAGUGCAUCUGUAGUUUUAAUCGUCCCUUUGUUUAGAUGGGUUGUACAUAUAACAGUGUAUGUGGAAGACUUUUAUUUUUAGUUCUGACCCUGAUUUGAUGCUCAUCUUACCGGACAUUUUUUAAAGGUUCGAGAGUUUAAAACUUUUAGUUGCCAAUUUCUUGCUGGAAUUGAGAAAUUGUUAAAUUUUCCUAAUUACUUCUCCCAUUGACUUAAAGACUAGAUAUUUUUGUAUUCAGUAGGUUGCUCAUUUUUUGGCAUCUGAAAUGCGACUAGAGCAUCACAAUAUGGGCCAUGUUCAUGCCAAAGCAAUUCCGUGCCACCUUGCUUGCUUCAUGCCAAAGAAAUGCUGAGGUGUUAGUUAAAUUGGGAUGGAAAAGUAGGGCUCUGACACGUUUUGGGAACUCUGUUUUGGUCUCAAGCUGUCAAGAUCACAGUAGAUCGGUAUAUGUCAAUCCUUCCUCCAUGUUUGUACUCUGACUAAGACAUGUUGUCUGGAAUCUAAUGCAAUUUUAAAUUUAAUUUUGUAAUAUUCAGGCAAUUGGGAGAAAAUAGGAUUUUAAAAUCCAACCCACUUUCUAUUCCUUACUUUAGUUUCCUCCUUUUUGUUUUUUAAAAUUGAAAUGAGAGGGUUACUGUGAUUGUAUACAUAUAACAAUGAAAUAAAGUAAAGUUUGAAAGUGUUGGUAUUAA